AUGCGUCGAAUCACAAGAGAAACAGGCUAUGGGUUGAAUGACCACGAGCUGAACGAACUAAGCACUACCUCUGAGAACCACGAUGCAGGCGUCAGCCACGCAUUCCCAGAGGGCGGACGUGAAGCAUGGACUUCUCUCCUAGGUUCAAGCCUGAUCAUGUUCCCAUCAUUCGGGUUCCAAAUCGGCAUCGGAACAAUUCAAGACUACAUCAGCACUCACCAACUCUCGGACUACAGCGUAGGAGAGAUAGGCUGGAUUACGGCAAUCCUUUGCUUCCUAACACUAUUCCUAGGAGUGCAAGUCGGUCCAUUAUUCGACCGCCACGGUCCUCGACUGCUCCUAAUGACUGGCUCCCUCGCCAGCGUAACAUCCUACCUGCUCCUCGCCCAAUGCACAAAAUACUGGCAUUUCAUCCUCUGUCUCAGUAUUCUAGGCGGGAUCUCCUCCGCCGUCGUGACGACCGUUGCGAUCUCUGUGCUAAGUCACUGGUUCUACCGUCGUCGGGCACUGGCCUCGGGUCUCUGUAUGUCCGGAUCGUCAGCCGGAGGUGCCAUCCUCCCUCUCGCCCUCCGUAGUCUAUUUGCGAAAUACGGAUGGACAUGGUCGAUUCGGAUCAUUGCUUUCAUUGCGCUCGGAUGCUAUCUUUUGGGAAUCACCUUGGUCAAGGGUAGACUGCCUGGUGGGAACACGAGUAAAGCGACGAUCGACUUUCGGGCAUUUAGGUCGCCGAAAUUGUGCUUUCUGGCUGUUGCUGUGUUUGCCUUUGAGUUCAUUAUCUUUGGCUGUGCAGCGCUUUUACCGACCUAUGUUCGGUAUACUGGGUUGAAUGAGGAUGUGCAGUUUUAUUCGCUCACGGUGUUGAAUUCUAUGACUCUCCUGGGCAGAGUGUUGCCUGGUGUCGCUGCCGAUCAGGUUGGUCGGUUCAACAUUCUCUUGUUCACGAGUGUCAUCACCCUCGUGAUUAUGGCCGCGGUGUGGAUUCCGUUUGGGUCUCGUGAUGAGGCGACACUUUAUGCUGUUGUGGCGGUGUUCGGGUUUGGAUCUGGAGGUUGGGUUUCUCUUGCUCCAGUUUGUGCGGGUCAGUUAUGUCGGACGGAGGAUUAUGGUCGGUUCUAUGGAACGAUUUACUGUGUUGCGUCGUUUGGAGUCUUGUUGACUGUGCCAGUCGGCGGUCAGCUUCUGCAGUCAACGACCCCUCAAGCGCUAGUGGGCUUUUACACGGCAGUUCUCCUCAUUGGACUGGUGAGCGUUGCCAUGUCGCGGUGGGCUUUGCUAGAUUGGAAGUGGAAGUGGAAGGUGAAGGUGUGA
Messenger RNA from Penicillium longicatenatum, 1308 nucleotides. RefSeq names its product putative MFS monocarboxylate transporter. Gene Ontology annotation, cellular component: fungal-type vacuole membrane. The transcript has 2 exons. Gene Ontology annotation, molecular function: transmembrane transporter activity. NCBI's taxonomy places the organism in Eukaryota, Fungi, Ascomycota, Eurotiomycetes, Eurotiales, Aspergillaceae. Gene Ontology annotation, biological process: transmembrane transport. Bases 1 to 1308 code for a protein of 435 amino acids. The record is from RefSeq and is a predicted model, not a curated record.